Marchantia polymorpha subsp. ruderalis is the source of this 3529-nucleotide messenger RNA. The record is from the annotation of a GenBank genome assembly. Lineage: Eukaryota; Viridiplantae; Streptophyta; Marchantiopsida; Marchantiales; Marchantiaceae.
AGCCCAAGCCCAAGCCCCUCGCUCGAAGCAUGGGUCCAGUUCGCAGAAGGAAGGAAGGAAGGAAGGCGGCGGACGAAGGACGAAGCCGGAAGCGCAGAUAGCUCCCAGAUAGCCCCCGCCCCCACCCCCAAGCCCAAGCCCAAGCCCCUCGCUCGAGGCACGGGACGAAAUUUGUUGCCGGGGGAAGAGGCUGCCGAGCUCCACCGAUGCGCACUUGCUGCGGACAGAGUUCGAGUUCGGUCGAAGGAAUUGAAGGAGGCAAGGGCGGGCGCGGAAUUUGAAGCCACUCGGCCACGAAGCGGAUCGCGAGUGGCAGGUGUUGUUCUGCUCUUUUCAUGGGAGGGCCGUCGUCCCUCGUUCGUGGCCGGCGUCAGGGCAGAGGAGGACGGCGAUUUUGAAGGCAGCGCGCUGCGGGCGAAGAUUAGUCGAUCGUAGGCAGGGAGGCAGGGAUAGGACUGGGAGGAGGUGGAGGUUGUCGAAGAGAAGAGGAUUGGAUCGCGCGGUGGUGUUUUGAUGGACGAAGGAAGGUUUACGCGUGCAGGCGUCGUGGAGGACGCGCAGAAUGUCAAACCUACUCUCUUGAAAAUUCGGAUCGCAUUGGGGUUUUGAUCCGAUCGUAGUGAAGCUCGUAUUCUGUGGGUGGAUUCUCUCGGAUCUCUUCUUCUCUUCUCUUCUGUCUGUCGGUCUGUGAUUUUCGUGGGUGGUGGAUUGAAGCUUCGCAGAGAUGGCGGCGUCCGAGGAGAUGAGCUCUUUGUUUCCCAUCUUCAUCCUGUCCGUUAUGGGGCUGUUUACCGUGCCCUGGACAAUCUAUCGAAUCUCGAAUUUCACGGGAAUGAGAAAGAAGAAUCUGAACUGCCGCUGCUCCGAAUGUGUACGGGCCCCUAAGAAUCAAACUUCUCUCUCGCAAAAGGUUUGGAAAUUUUUGACCUUCAGUAACGUGGCUCUCGUAACCUCUUGGUUAAUAAUCUUCGUUCUGUUCUACUACAUCAAGAUCAGCACACGCGAGAGUCAACCAUUCGACCCAUUCCUUAUCUUGGGUCUCGAAGCAUCUGCGUCUGAUAAUGAUAUUAAGAAGGCCUACCGUAGACUUUCAAUUCUAUACCAUCCCGACAAGAACCCUGAUCCAGAGGCGAACAAGUACUUUGUUGACUUCAUUGCGAAAGCGUACCAAGCUCUCACGGAUCCAGUGUCUCGAGAAAAUUUUGCCAAGUAUGGUCAUCCUGAUGGCCGACAGGGAAUGCAAAUGGGGAUUGCCCUCCCAAAAUUUCUAUUGGACAUUCAUGGGGCAGCUGGAGGCCUUCUGUUGAUCGCCAUUGUUGGUGUUGGUGUCCUUUUCCCCCUUAUGGGUGCUGUCUGGUAUCUUCGCCAGUCCGCAAAGUACACCGGGAACUACGUCAUGCAUCAGACCAUAAGCAGCUACUAUCGUAAUAUGAAACCAUCUCUUGCGCCAAGCAAGGUGUUGGAGGUUCUCGUUCAAGCGGCCGAGUUUGUGGAGAUUCCUGUCCGGCAUCGUGAUGAAGUUCCUCUUCAAAAACUAUUUCUCAUUGUCAGAAGUGAGCUAAAUCUUGAUCCGAAGAACAUGAAGUCAGAGCAGCAAAAGUUCUUGAAAAAAAGACAUCCUGCUUUUAUCAAGGCCGAGCUGCUAUUACUUGCUCAGUUGACUAGAGAGUACAACGGAAUACCUCCAGAGAUGAAGGCAGACUUUGAUCUUGUGAUGAACAUCGUGCCUCGUCUUAUGGAGGAGCUCAUGAAGAUAGCUCUGAUUCCACGAACGGUUGAAGGUCAUGGUUGGCUCAGGCCUGCCCUUUCGAUCAUGGAGUUUUCACAAAGUAUUGUGCAGGCAGUACCCCUUAGUGCACGGAAAGUCUCGGAGCGAGCAGCAAAUGUUUCAGCAGAUGGGAUUGCGCCUUUCUUGCAAUUGCCUCACUUUGAUGAAAAUGUCGUCAAGAAGCUCGGACGAAAGAAAAUGAGGAGUUUCCAGGAACUGAGGGAGCUUUCUAAAGAAUCUAGGGCAGACCUCUUGAAAACGGCCGGGGGCUUUUCACAGCAGGAGGUUGAGGAUGUGGAGGCGGUGCUGGAUAUGAUGCCAAAUAUCUCCGUGGAGGUGAAGUGCACAACAGAAGGUGAAGAAGGAAUCCAAGAAGGUGAUAUCGUCACCAUGGAAGCCUGGAUUACUCUUCAACGAGAGAACGGCUUGAUUGCUGCCCAUCCUCACGCGCCGCAUUUCCCCCAAGUCAAAGAUGAGUUGUAUUGGUUACUGCUUGCAGAUCAACUUGCGAAUUCUGUGUGGACAAAACAGAGAAUCACUUUCAUGGAUGAGUCUACAUCAAUUGCCGCCGCUUCCAAAAUCAUAGGUGAGUCCGUAGAGGGAACUGGAGCAGAUGACACUGAAGUUAACAAGGCAGUGAAAGAGGCUGUUCAAAGGGUGAAAGGUGGAGCACGGUUAGUUAUGGAGAAGUUCCAAGCCCCGGCUGAAGGGACCUACAAACUUACUGCAUUCUGCCUGUGUGACACUUGGCUUGGGUGCGACAAAAAAGUCAACGUAACAUUGAAAGUGGCCAAACGAAGCCGUCCUGUUUUGAGGCCAGGAGUCUCGCAAGGGGAGGGUGUGCAAUUGCUGGAAGAUGGCAUCGACGAGGCUGACGAAGUGGACGACGACGCAGACGAGGAUUAUGAGAGUGAGUACAGCGAUGAGAACGAUGAGGAUGAUGAAGAGGAGAAAGAGAGAAUCAAGGAGGCCACAGCAAAUUUAUUAGAGAAAGACAACGACAGCAGCAGCAGCAGCUCGGAUGACGAGCACAAUGACUGACCCAGUCAUGAAGAAGAGGAUGAAUAGGGAGUGCAAAUUUUGUCAGCGGCAAGUAUUCUGGACUUAGUUCUUUAUGAGAAGUGAGAACAAAAUGCCCACAGCUGACCUUGAUAAAUUCAAAGCAGAAGGGUUCCGAGACGGUCCAAAUUUUCUGCUACGGAGGAAUUGUGCCCGCAGAUUGACAAGUCUUUUCUCAUCUGCCAAUUCUGCCAGGGAUUUCCGAGGCAUUGUGAUAACGCUUAGUGCAACGUGGAUGUGGACGGUGCCAUUUCCACUUUCGCAUAUUCUUCUUGAGAGACUUGGCUUGGUGAAUUGAAGAUGUACUUUGAGAAACGUUAAAUGGAAUUAUGAGGAAGAUGCAAGAAAGAGAAUGGUUUUGCAGUUGAGGACAAUGAUGAUGUCUCCUUCGUGCAUGACAUGUGCUCACUAGACACCUUUUUGUUAUGCUUGCCACCAGCCUGUGACUUUGAACCGAGCUGAGAGAGUUGGCAGUCUCACAGAUCUGCUCUUUCUGAAGAAUUUCGAUGUAAUAUUAUAUUUCGCUCUAGGAAGUUCUUUGCUGUACAAACGUGGCUGGUAAUCAACACAAGGAAAGGCGUCCUUUGUAUCUAGAAAGCUCCACAGCGAAAGCUCGUGAGUCAGAAUUGUAUAUCAGAUCGUGUGCAUCUUUCUAGAUUUGUGUUGAGUGUAUAUCAAAUCAUUAUAAUUUGCUGAAGACGA